GUCGGGAGGGAGCGGGGCCGGCCUAGUCGAGGGCGAGGACAGGGCUCGGCGGGAGCGGAGGCGACGGGAGCUUCCGGGCCCGCGGGGUUUUGGCCCGGGCGGCCCCCGGGGCUGAGGCAGUGGCAUCUUUCUUACCUUGUGGGUUCUCUGGGCUCGAGAGCGUAUUUCCGGAGCCAUGUCAGAAGGAGUGGACUUGAUUGAUAUAUACGCCGAUGAAGAGUUCAACCAGGACUCAGAGUUCAACAAUACAGAUCAGAUUGACCUGUAUGAUGAUGUGUUGACGGCCACCUCGCAGCCCUCAGAUGACAGAAGCAGCAGCACUGAACCACCCCCUCCCGUUCGCCAGGAGCCAUCUCCCAAGCCAAACAAUAAGACCCCUGCAAUUCUGUAUACCUACAGUGGCCUGCGGAAUAGACGAGCAGCUGUCUACGUAGGCAGCUUCUCCUGGUGGACCACAGACCAACAGCUGAUCCAGGUUAUUCGCUCUAUAGGAGUCUUUGAUGUUGUGGAGUUGAAAUUUGCAGAGAACCGAGCAAAUGGCCAGUCCAAAGGGUAUGCUGAGGUGGUGGUAGCCUCUGAAAAUUCUGUCCACAAAUUGUUGGAACUCUUGCCAGGAAAAGUACUUAAUGGAGAAAAAGUGGACGUGAGGCCGGCUACCCGUCAAAACCUAUCACAGUUUGAGGCGCAGGCUCGGAAACGUGAGUGCGUCCGAGUCCCAAGAGGGGGAAUACCUCCACGAGCCCACUCCCGAGAUUCUAGUGAUUCUGCUGAUGGACGGGCCACCCCCUCUGAGAACCUUGUACCCUCAUCUGCUCGUGUGGAUAAGCCCCCCAGUGUGCUGCCCUACUUCAAUCGCCCUCCUUCAGCCCUUCCCCUGAUGGGUUUGCCUCCACCCCCAAUUCCACCCCCACCGCCUCUCUCCUCAAGCUUUGGUGUCCCUCCUCCUCCUCCUGGCAUCCACUACCAGCAUCUCAUGCCCCCGCCUCCUCGAUUACCUCCUCAUCUGGCUGUACCUCCCCCUGGGGCCAUCCCACCAGCUCUUCACCUCAAUCCAGCCUUCUUCCCCCCACCAAAUGCUACAGUGGGGCCGCCACCAGACACUUACAUGAAGGCCUCUACACCCUAUAAUCACCAUGGCAGCCGAGAUUCGGGCCCUCCGCCCUCUACGGUGAGUGAAGCUGAAUUUGAAGAGAUAAUGAAGCGAAACAGAGCAAUUUCCAGCAGUGCCAUUUCCAAAGCGGUAUCUGGAGCCAGUGCAGGGGAUUACAGUGACGCCAUUGAGACACUGCUCACAGCCAUUGCAGUUAUCAAACAGUCCCGGGUCGCCAACGAUGAGCGUUGCCGUGUCCUCAUCUCCUCUCUUAAGGACUGUCUUCAUGGCAUCGAGGCUAAGUCCUACAGUGUGGGUGCCAGUGGGAGUUCUUCCAGGAAACGACAUCGGUCCCGGGAGAGGUCACCCAGCCGGUCCCGGGAAAGCAGCAGGCGGCACCGGGACAUGCUUCAUAACGAAGAUCGGCAUGAUGACUAUUUCCAAGAGAGGAACCGAGAGCAUGAGAGACACCGGGAUAGAGAGCGGGACCGUCACCACUGAGAAAGGAGUCUGGGUGGAAGCAAAAUUUUUUUUAAUGGACUUGCAUCUCCUCACCUUGAUCAGGACUAAAGGACGGAGGCCGUUCCACCCUUUUCCCUUCUUCCAAACCCCUAACUUCCUCCAGACACCCAGGCAAUACCCUCUGCCCUACAGGAUUGAAGAUGGCUUGGCAGCCCUCCCAAUCUUAUGCCUCCUGUUUGCCAGGGGAAAAGAAUCUAAAGACUUCAUGGGGUAGGGGAUGGGGGUAGACAGGAAAAAACAACAUGUCCAGCCCCUAGUCUUCACAGAGAAUGGUGCUUUGUCCAAGGAAACCUGAGUUUCUGAUUCUCCAGGAGCAGUGCAGUGGUGAAGUUAAUGGGAAAACUUCUUCCCAAAGAAAAUGGAUCCUCCAUGUGGGAUCUUAGGAGACUGGGUGUGCCAAAAAAAAUGCCCAGGGUCCUGCCCUCAGCACUAGAUUUGAUGGGGCCAAGAGGGUCCAAAACCCUGCUAAUAUAACCACUCUUUUCUUUAACUCCCUUACUUUCCCAGCUUUUUGUGGAGGGGACCAUGAGAACAGAAACUACCUUUUGACAAGCUGCUGUUCUUGAUUUUUCUCCUCUUAUGUAUUGACGGUUUAUUUCCCUGGCCUCAAGGCUUUUGACUCCUUACUGUCUGACCUCCUAAGUGGAGUUGGCUCUCCGAAGCAGAACCCAGGAGGUUGCUUUCUGAUGGAAGCCUGGCCCAGCCAGUUGCUACCAUCCCCAGCCAGUUGCUACCAUCCACUGCUUCGAGCUUGGUUGUUCCCUUUCCCUGAGGCUUUUCCAUUGAACAUGGUGUCCUUUCCCCGAGAAGGCUGCUUCCUUGUUUUAAAGGAAGUUCCGCACUGCCUUUGGAAGAUAGGGAUAUCACAAGGCCUCAGCAGUGAAGAACCCUAAAGUACCAGUGAAGUACCAGGAGCCAGGAGAAGGCAGUCUAAGCAGGAUAUGGCCUAGUUUUGCACAAGCUCUUUUUUCAGGUUUGAUGUAAACAUGGGCUUGCAUCCCCAGGGUACGUACUUUGAUUUGUUGUGGGAUAACCUGGCACUAGUAGGCAGGUAAAAUCACAAAUUUGGCGUCUUUCCACCCUUUGAAUAUUGACUUAAUAUUCCCCCUUGCUCUACCUGGAGGUGCUUCCUGCCUUUGACAAAAAGCAGAGAAGAAAUGGAGCCUGACUUGAAUGAGCUUAGCUCUGGUCCCACUGGGGGCCAUUUUCUGCAUAGGCAAAUAGAAUUGCUUUUCCCAGCCUCCAAAUUGCAAUAGAUUGCUGCUGAAGGAGGCAGCAAAGUGGUCCUGGAGUACCGUGGGGUGAUGCUCCUUCUGCAUGCAUCUGCAGGGCCUAGGACAGCUAAUAUAAGAGAUGUGGCAUGUGAAAUGAGACUUGGAGUGUGGGGCAUAGGGCCAUUGGAGAACCUGGCUCAGAGGGGAGAGACUGAGUUGAAUUGAACCCUUCCUCUCUUCCUAGCACGUUUCUGAUAGACCCCCUCAGUGACUGAGGGAGUCUUCCCAGGAUUGGAGAGGCACAUUCCCUUGGGACAGAGGCUACAGGUUGUAGUUCUUUUCCCAUCCCCCAAGCCAAUACCUGUCUCCACUUCAGAACAUGGCACGCUGCCCAGUAGGCCAAGUGUUAAGUGAUGUGCUUAUUCUUCAGAGCAGCUCUGGGUGUCUUUUUAAAAUGUAGAGAAAAACCAAGUAAGGUGACAGUUAAGGAAAAACAAUAUAUAGAAUAUCAGAAAAGCCGUUUACCUGGAGAAUUGUUUUCUCCCCAUUUUUUGUUUUGUUUUUACUCAAUGACACAAUUUAGUUUUCCUGAUAGCAAAAGGAAAAAAAAAAUCCCAAACCUCAAAAGGCCAAGGCCCCAUCCCCCUGUUGUCGGUGGUUUGUCUUUCUGAUAGGUUGAAAAUUGUGUAAUAAACUUGAUGACGAUGUCAAUCUUUUAUACUGCAUUGUAUUUUUUUCCUUUUGUAACAAAAUAUUUUUAAAUAAUAAAUGGGGUGUGAGCUGUUUUAUGGA
Molecule: messenger RNA, 3618 nt
Organism: Nannospalax galili (Upper Galilee mountains blind mole rat)
Lineage: Eukaryota; Metazoa; Chordata; Mammalia; Rodentia; Spalacidae
Gene: Cpsf7
Product: cleavage and polyadenylation specific factor 7
Exons: 10
Coding region: 176-1591 (471 amino acids)
Biological process (GO): mRNA alternative polyadenylation
Cellular component (GO): mRNA cleavage and polyadenylation specificity factor complex
Molecular function (GO): mRNA binding
Source: RefSeq, a predicted model, not a curated record